AUGCACAGUGUUUUUCGCGUCGAUGAUAUCAAGCAGGCAGUCAGCAACAAACGUCUAUGGGAAGUUCAAUUAAGCCUUACAGGCGAUAGUGAUCCACAAUUGGCUACUCUUACUGAACGCAUAAAAGGGGAGCUCUUUGGAUCCACAGGAUGGCAUCAACUGGGUCAUCUAAUGCUCAAAGGUGGUCACUUCAAUCAAGCUGAAGAACUUUACAACGAAUUACUGAAGAACUCGUCCAGCGAUACGGAUAAAGCAGAUAUAUAUCAUAUGCUUGGAGGGUUGAAAGACCAUCAAGGACAAUAUAAAGAAGCAGUUUCAUUUUAUGAAAAAUCACUUGAAAUCAAGCGAAAAACUCUUCCGGAAGAUCAUUCUUCAUUGGCUAACACCUACAACAACAUUGGUCUUGCGUAUGACAACAUGGGUAACUACUCGAAAGCACUUCAAUUUUACGACAAAUCACUUAAAAGAAAAGAAAAAUCUCUGCCUCCGAACCAUCCCUCAUUGGCUACUUCCUACAACAACAUCGGUCUUGCGUAUGGCAACAUGGGUAACUACUCGAAAGCACUUGAAUUUUACGACAAAUCACUUAAAAUAGGAGAAAAAGAUCUGCCUUCGAAUCAUCCCGAUUUGGCUAUUUCCUACAACAACAUCGGUUCGGUGUAUGACAACUUCGGUAGCUACUCGAAAGCACUUGAAUAUUGGGUGUGGGUGUGGGUGUCGGUGUCUGUAUGGGUUUGGAUGUGGGUGGGUGUGGAUGUGAGUGUAGGUAUAGGUUUGGGUUUGGGUUUCAACAUAGAUCUUUUCUUGACAACACCCACACCUACACCCACACUGUAAAAAAUAGGUACUUUCCUGAACCCUCCAAAAAGGUUUUGCAGCUGUCCAAAAGCUUCCAAAUGCGUUCAAACGUUCAAAAAAACGAUUCUAAAAAUCUACGAAACCAUAAAAGAGUCUGACCGCGGAUACACGGGCGGAACCAUCUCCUACGAAACCUUUUUCAAGUGCCAUACAGCGAAAAAACGUUUCUUAAGAAAAUACGAAACCUUUAUAGUUUCUUAGUAAACCUUAUGGUUUCGCACUACGGUUUUAUACGAAACCAUUAUUUUUACUAGGAAACUAUAAAGGUUUCGUAUUUUCUUACGAAACCUUUUUUUCGUUGUACGGAACUUGAAAAGGUUUCGUAGGAGAUGGUUCCGACCGUGUAUCCGCGGUCAGAUCCUUUUAAGGUUUCGUAGAUUUGUGAAAUCGUUUUUUUGAGCGUUUGAACGCAUUUGGAAGCUUUUGGACACCUACGAGACCUUUUUGGAGGGCCCAGAAAAGUAUCUAUUUGUUUUACAGUGCACCCACACCACACUCCACACGCACCCACACCCAAACCCCACAUCCACACAUCCACACCAGCACCCACACCACACACCCACAUCCACACCCAUAUACCCACACCCCAUAUUGAGGGUGGGCAUGGAUGUGAGCGUGUAUUUUCUUUUCAUGUACACCAACACCGACUGCCACACACCAUCCAAGGCGAUGACACUCAAGUGAUUGUGGAGAUAAUCACUAAAGAAAACUUGGAAAGACAAAUAAUCCCAUGAAUGAAGUUACAGGGCUUUUUCUACUUUGUUUAUUGUUCACAGUUAUAUUCUCAAGUUAAGCUAGGUAGAGUUUACUGAGUGUCAACGAAUAAAAACACUUACAUUUGAAAUUGUAAGUCUAGAAAAAAGCAGAAUACAGCAGCUGUAUAAAUGAACAACGUGAUUUCUGUUCAGCCCAUUGCAGAUUACUCACAAUUCUAGAUUAUCACUCAAGCAGCAUAUCAUAUACAGUAUGAGUGGACACAUGUUCAAGACAACAGUUUCUACGUCACAAAUCGAUGCCAUUACAACUUCAAGAACAUCUUCAAAUACCAUUGAAGCGAAACAACACCGAGUUCAAGAUUAUUCGUUGAUCUGGAUAGACGGCAACAUUGAUGUGGCAAAUAAGAAUUGCCAAAAUGCGCUCGCGCAAUUACGCAAUGUCAUUAAUGACGUUCAUACUUUCACCCAAUCGGAUGAAUGCGUUGACUUUCUCACUGAAGUCGAUGACAGAAAGGUGUUCCUCGUUGUAGCAAGUACUAUGAGCCAACCAAUGAUACCUCUGAUACAUGACAUUGCGCAUCUUGACUGCAUUUACAUCUUUUCUGAGAAUGAAACACAACACAAAGAAUGGGCAACAAACUUGCCAAAAAUUCAAGGUAUCUUUACAGAAAUUGCACAAAUUUGCGAUUCAUUACAAAAAGUCGCUCGUCAAUGCGAUCACGACGCAAUGCCGAUGAGUUUCGUUCCAAAAGAGAUGGUGGUAGCAACAGCUGCAUCUGCCGAACGCAAUCUCAACCAAUUGGAGCCGUCUUUUAUGUAUUCAACAUUAUUCAAAGAAAUUUUAUUGGAAAUCGAUGAAGACGACGCUAAGUCGAUGAGUGACCUUGUCGCCUAUUGCAGUAACAAAGGUGUUCCUGAAUCGCAAUUAAAGGAAUUUCAGGGUAGAUACCACGAUAAAUCGCCAGUCUGGUGGUAUACUCGGCAAAUUUUUCUUUACGGCAUGCUCAAUUGUGCCCUACGGUCACUUGACAUGGAGGUAAUGACAAAAAUGGGUUUCUUCAUCCGCUCGCUCCAUCGACAAUUAGAGAAACUUCAUCGAGAACAAUCGGGUGCCUCUAUGACAAAGUUCAUCGUUUAUCGAGGUCAGGGGCUUUCACAACAGGAUUUUAAACAUUUAAUCGACUCGAAAGGUGGACUUCUCUCGUUUAAUAAUUUCUUGUCGACCAGUACAAAACAACAGAUCGCUAUGAGAUUCGUUCAACGUGCCACGCACAAGGAUAAAGACAUCGUAGGUGUUCUUUUCAUCAUGACAAUUGGUCCAAGUAAAAUUUCAGUUUCAACUACUUCAUUUGCGCUUAUCGACCAGUACAGUGCUAUCAAAAGCGAAAAAGAAAUUUUAUUUUCAAUGCACAGUGUUUUUCGUGUCGAUGAUAUCAAACAGGUAGUCAGCAACAGUCCUCUAUGGGAAGUUCAAUUAAGUCUUACAGGCGACAAUGAUCCACAACUGGCUGCUCUUACCCAAUUCAUACAAAAGAAUCUCCUUGGAUCCACAGGAUGGCAUCGAUUGGGUCAUCUAAUGCUCAAAGUGGGUCAUUUCAAUCUAGCGGAAGAACUUUACAACGAAUUACUCAAGAAAGCUUCCAGCGACGAUGACAGAGCACAUAUAUAUCAUAUGCUUGGACUGUUGAAACCAGACCAAGGGCAAUAUAAAGAAGCAGUUUCAUUUUAUGAAAAAUCACUUGAAAUCUAUCGAAAGACUCUUCCGGAAGAUCAUUCUUCGUUGUCUAGUUGCUACAACAACAUCGGUGAAGUGUAUAGAAACAUGGGUAACUACUCGAAAGCACUUGAAUUUUACGAAACAUCACAUAAAAUCUAUGAAAAAGCUCUGCCUCCAAACCAUCCCUCAUUGGCUACUUCCUACAACAACAUCGGUUCGGUGUAUAACAGCAUGGGUAACUACUCGAAAGCACUUGAAUUUCACGAAAAAUCACAUAAAAUAAAAGAAAAAUCUCUGCCUCCGAAUCAUCCCGAUUUG
This is a messenger RNA of Rotaria sp. Silwood1, 3609 nucleotides long. The record is from the annotation of a GenBank genome assembly. NCBI's taxonomy places the organism in Eukaryota, Metazoa, Rotifera, Eurotatoria, Philodinida, Philodinidae.